Messenger RNA from Punica granatum (pomegranate), 1174 nucleotides. NCBI's taxonomy places the organism in Eukaryota, Viridiplantae, Streptophyta, Magnoliopsida, Myrtales, Lythraceae. The record is from RefSeq and is a predicted model, not a curated record.
UGGAAUUUGCCGGCCGGAGAUCCGCUCUUCACUCUCGUAGAGAAGCCACUACCUGCGGAAAGCUCCGCCGCCAGUCUCGUAAUUUACCGGCGACUGUCGUCCGAUUCACCGGCGGACGCCCCAAAUGCAAUCCCUAAGCUUGGCCUACCGCUUCCCGCACCUCCUCGCUCCUUCCCCUUCCCCAAUCUCCGGCUUUAAUCGCCGGUUUCUGUCUGUGUCCACUCGAAUCGGACUCAAACCCUGCCGCUUGGUCACUCUCUGCGCUCCGAACCCGGCCGAGUCGUAUCGGACGGGGCCUUCGUCGGCCGGUUCCGAUUCGUCGAAGCUCAGGUUCGAAGAUCGGCAAAGUGAGUGGAGCUUCCAGGUCCAAAGCCCCAGCGUCGUGCCGCCGCGGACCGUCGCUAAGUUGAGCUUGAGCGACCAGGCUUUCUUCCUCCUCGCCUUCAUUGCCUGCACGACAUUGGUGGCAUUUACGAGCCUCGUGGUUGCAGCCGUUCCCACACUAUAUGCCCUCAGAAGAGCAGCCAAUUCUCUUUCAAAAUUAGCGGACACGGCUCGUGAGGAACUCCCUAGUACGAUGGCAGCGGUUAGGCUUUCGGGUAUGGAAAUUAGUGACCUGACUAUGGAGCUCAGCGAUUUAAGCCAAGAGAUAGCUGAUGGAGUGACCAAAUCAGCUCAGGCCGUUCAAGCCGCAGAAGCUGGCAUCCGUCAAAUCGGCAACCUGGCUCGUCAGCAGACAAUCUCCAUGAUUCAAGAGAGAGCUAGCCUUCCCAUCAUCUCAAUACAACCCGUCGUUGUAGGGGCUGCAAAGAAGACUUCCCGUGCUGUAGGGCAAGCGACAAAGUCGCUAAUGAAUAUGAUAUCAGGAGCGGAGCUUAACUCGGAGAAUGAGAACGACGAUGAGAGUGGAAUAGAUCUGGUAGAAUUUUAAGUUCACAGCUUCUUCUCCCAUCACACCAAGUGUAUAUACACAUCAACUGCAAACCAAAUUACUUGUACGAGGUUAGUCUUCCAGUGAUGAUAUACAGCUGAAAAUAUGCACUAAAACAAUAUGGAGUGAUUCUUCUGUGCUUUUUUGGUUUUCUCAAAGAACAGGGUAUGUGCGUCACUUCGUCAUUGUUUGGCACGUUGAAAGAUUAGAGUAAUAUUUUUCCUGAAGCAUUUGAUUCAAGCA